Messenger RNA from Ricinus communis (castor bean), 3448 nucleotides. Its product is annotated as UDP-N-acetylglucosamine transporter UGNT1. The coding region runs from base 2171 to 3046 and encodes 291 amino acids. Gene Ontology annotation, molecular function: antiporter activity; GDP-fucose transmembrane transporter activity. Gene Ontology annotation, cellular component: Golgi apparatus. The record is from RefSeq and is a predicted model, not a curated record. Lineage: Eukaryota; Viridiplantae; Streptophyta; Magnoliopsida; Malpighiales; Euphorbiaceae. The transcript is spliced from 10 exons.
GACCAUCUUUCUAAAAGAUUUUAUAUAUUAAUGUCUCUUCUGCACCAACCACUGUUAUAUUAUAAAUUUAUUUAUUCUUACAGAUUUUGUUUAAUGAUAUUAGGUAAUCUCAGGAAUUCCUCUCUACUUAACUUUGGGUCUUAAGCAUUUACUGCACAUAUGACAAUAAAAGAAUAAAAUCUUGCAUUCGAACUUUAUUAGGAAAAUGGCAACAGACGAGCAAUUCAAAUCAUGACUUUCCUCCUUAAAUUUAAUUCAGGUACAAAACAAAUCAACGCAAUAAAAGGAAAAAAAUAAAAAAAAAAAUCAAAAUCGAACGGUGAUUAAUAUCUUAGCUGGGUCCUACCUAACCAAGUAUAUACGUAGACCCCACAGUGCUGACACGUGUACAAUACCUACUAAUUCUCUGGCCUUUCCCCACUCAAAAUAUAUCCUUCCCUCUUUCUCUCUGCACUCUUAUACAUCUGCCGUGUGUUCGUUUCUGCUUUAACUCUCAAAUUUGGAGGAGACUGAUUUUGUUGUUGGGCUUAUGGAUAUAGAUAAGAGCAAAACAUUGUUACCAGUCACAGAAGAGAAGCAGAAAAAUGACUCUGUUAUGACAAAAAGAGGAGCUUAUGCUGCCAUUUCUUAUAUGGCUAGUGCAGGUUCAUUUCUUGAUAUCUGUUUCUUUACUUCUUUUUUCUUUUCUUUCUUUCUGGGUUUAUUUUGUUUUUUCUUGUCUUGUUUUCUGUCUCUACUAGGUGAUCAUGGUUGCGCUGUUUGGUUUGUUUAUGAAUUCAUGUUCUAGAUAUUAGUUGUUUACAUUUUCUUUUUAAUGUGUUGUCAGCUAUUGUUAUUGCAUGGGAAAGAGAAAACUAUUCUAAUUGAAUUUGAAGUCUUGAAUAUCUUGAGUAUGGAUGGUUAAAUGAGUUGUGACAUGAAAUGAUAGUGUUAGAAAGGUUUUUUUUUGACUGCAUUUUCAGGUUUUGAUAGUUAUGGUUUAAAACAAGACAAAAAGAAGAAGAAAAGUAUAAGGAAAAGGAAUUCUAGCAAAUAAUUAUGUUAUUGGCUCAGAAAAAGUUAGAUAAUGUGGUGGUGGGCCUUGAGAUAUAGGAAUAUCUCCUGUAUUAUUGAUGCCAUGAAGGGACACUAAAUAAUGGAGCAGUAGAAAGUUUUGAGAAGGAAUCAGGGAAGACAAAAUGAAUUUUCAAUCACAAUAUUCUUGCAACUGUAACAAUAGUAUGUUAUAUGAUCAUUAUUUUAUGUUUCAUUUAUAGCUAAAUGAAGAUCUUGUCUGUGACGGAAGUGGACCAAAAAUCUUUCAGUUUAGUUUUAGGUGAUCAGGUAAGGAUAGAGAUAGGGAUGAUAACAAGUUAAACUAGUGAAGAGAUUGUCAAGAAUUCUAGGCGUAAAGAAAGAUAAAGGGGAUAAUUUUUCUGGAAUUUAACUUAGAAGUAGGACAAGAGAUAUGGAAAUGAAGGAAUUUGAUCUGGGUUAGGAUGUAUAAUAGAGUGAUCUUUUGUUGUUGUUUCUCUAUGAUUCAUCAAUAAGAAAGAAAAAUCUGUGAUUUUGUUGGUCAUAGAAUAAGGUUGAGACUUGAAUGGAUGAAAAUGGAGGAAUGUUGCUUGAAGUAGACUGCUAGAGUGUGCAAUCAGGCUUGCAAGGCCCACGUUAUUGACAGCUCGAUGAAUAAUCCUCUUUGAUUGUUUGGCCCAUGUUGUUCUAUUUGUUAUAUUGAAAUAUAUGCUCAUGGGAGAAAAUUCCUUUUUGGUUGCUGAUGUUGAAGAACUGAAAACAAACAACUGGGCAUUAAUGAAAACUUGCGGGUACAUAAAAUCUAUUCCUGGGCCUUUAGCUACAUGCUCAAGCUUUUAGGUUGGUUGGUUUGAUUGGUACAAUAUAAGAGCUUCUUCAACCAAAUGAUGGUAAAUUGUUAGUGUAUAAUACUAGCAGUUCAAUUAGAACAAUGAUGGAUAAUGGGAUGAUCUUCCUUAUAAGGAAACUAGUCUUCCCUGUUACUAUCCAGGUCAUCCAAGUACCUAUUACAUGAUGGUCAUCCUGCUGAAUAUGACCUCACUACAACAUUGUAUCUUUAGAUUUGUGACUAUCUGUGGAGUGUGAAAUGUGGGGUUCCCCAACAGUUAUUUCUCUAUGAUAUCUGAUAAUUUCAUAAAGAAAUGUUCUCUUGGUAAUGUUUAACAAAGCUGCCCUUUCUUCUUACAGUUUUCAAUAUGCAAAUGUUAUAACACUUUUUCAGACAGUAUCUUCAUGUUUGUUUCUCUAUGCAAUGAAGUGGUGGAAGAUCAUAUCUUUUACAAAUGAUGAAUCACAUGUUAAGACAUAUAACCCAGCAAGACUGGUGCCUGUCAAGACAUUGUUUCGCACUCUUCCUCUGGCACUUUCAUACUUGCUUUACAUGCUGGUCACAAUGGAGGCUGUGCGUGCCAUAAGCGUUCCCAUGUACACCACCAUUAGGCGGACUACUGUGGCCUUCACAAUGAUCGCAGAGUAUCUUUUGACUGGCAAGAGACAUUCCUUGCCUGUUGUUGGCAGUGUAGGGAUAAUUAUACUUGGUGCAUUUAUUGCUGGAGCUCGAGACUUGUCAUUUGAUGCCUAUGGCUAUGCUGUUGUCUUCAUAGCAAACAUCUGUACGGCAGUAUAUCUUGCUUCAAUUUCUCGAAUUGGUAAAUCCAGUGGUCUUAAUAGCUUUGGCCUUAUGUGGUGCAACGGAAUAAUAUGUGCACCAAUCUUGCUUGUUUGGACAUCUAUCAGAGGAGACCUUGAAGCAACUAUGAACUUCCCCUUUCUAACAUGGCCCGGAUUUCAGGUUGUGAUGCUUCUCUCUUGUGUCAUGGCUUUCUUCAUCAAUUAUUUUGUGUUUUUGAAUACAACACUAAAUUCAGCACUCACACAGACAAUCUGUGGAAAUCUGAAGGAUCUAUUUACCAUUGGACUUGGAUGGCUAAUAUUUGGUGGGCUUCCAUUUGAUCCAUUGAAUAUUGUUGGUCAGUCUCUUGGUUUCUUGGGAUCCUGUUUGUAUGCCUACUGUAAAAUGAAAGGGAAAUAGAUGCACAAGCUGCUGCUCUGCUGCUAUAUACUGGAGGUAAAUUCACACAAAUGGCUGGUCAACAAUUCCUUCAUCAGCUGAGAAAUUUUGAUUUUCAUAGUCACAUACUACAGAUUGAGAUUGGAUGUCUUAGGCAGCUGAUAUUUUUUUCUCCUGUUUUAGGCAAUCUUGCUUUUUAGAUUUAUGAGGAAGAAGAAUUGUUUUGACCCUUCAAAUUUUCUAAUUACAGUAGAGUCAUGGACUGGAAUUAGACAUUUGUUUAUUUAUUUGUUGUUUAUCUAAUUUCAAGAUAUAUAAAGAAUUCAUAUAUAUUAAAAGUAUAUAUACAGAGAGAGAAGCUUUCAGAAGUAGCAAUAUUUGAUUUCAGAUGAGCUCUCUCUACAAUCCUUGUUGGUUGGUUUU